Protopolystoma xenopodis is the source of this 402-nucleotide messenger RNA. The record is from the annotation of a GenBank genome assembly. NCBI's taxonomy places the organism in Eukaryota, Metazoa, Platyhelminthes, Monogenea, Polystomatidea, Polystomatidae.
AUGUCAGAUAUCUUGCUGGCCGAAUUCACUCUGCGCCGAGCUCUUCGUGAGCACACCGGCGACUUGGUCGUCACCAGCAGUCCCCAUUUGCUGUGCAGCUCGUUGCCUAAGCAUUGGCGCUCCAACAAAUCCCUGCCAACGCCCUUCAGAGUGGUUAGUCUGAAACCCAUUCCUAAUGGUACCAAGGUCGCCCUGUUGGCAGGAAACGAGGAGCGGCCGUGUGCCGAGUUGAAGAACGCGGUGGCUGUGAUGCACAAUCAGGAGGCCAGGUUCAGCGACCUCCGUUUCCUGGGACGCAGUGGAAGAGGUUCACUGGAAUCGAAGGAGAUUGCCACGGAAACUGUGUCAGCGGAAACUGUGCUCUGUUUAAGCCAAUCGGCAGCUCUUCAAGUGGAAUCCUAA